Metarhizium brunneum ARSEF 3297 is the source of this 16329-nucleotide messenger RNA. Lineage: Eukaryota; Fungi; Ascomycota; Sordariomycetes; Hypocreales; Clavicipitaceae. The record is from RefSeq and is a predicted model, not a curated record.
AUGAUGCGAGAUUCCCGCCGCCAGAGCCCCGAGAGCUCUCGGAGGCGGAGGCGGGAUCACAGGCGAGAUUCUCACGAGAAUCUGGCCUUUGUCCCUCCUCAACCUAUGAAUUCGAGCAUGCCUCAAUCCUCAGCAUACCCCAACUACCCUUCACAAUAUCCGACACCCAGUGCGACCGCGCCGACGAGAGCGCGUGGUGCGGGACCUUCCGACGUAGGCAGAGACAGAGAUGGAAACAUAUAUGGGAGCAGAGACGAAAUCAGAGAUGGAAACCGAUAUGGAAGUAGAGAUGAAGUACGAGAUGGAAACCGAUACGGAAGCAGGGACGAAAUAAGAGAUGGAAAUAGAGACCGGGAUCGGGACCAAUAUCGGGAGCCCGUACGGGCACGGCAGUACGCAAACAGACAAAGAGCAGCUUCUGAUAGCUCUGGGUCAUUUACCUCAAGCUCUGCCGCGUCGUCCCUAAUAGACAUCUCGCGUCAUUACCCGGCCCAGAGCCGCUUCGGAGGUCUCUUUGGCACCUUCUUCGGCGCUCCCUCAGAGCGUCGGGUACGUCGCCGGAGGAGUGGUCGAGCCAAGAAGCGCCGUGUGCUCUAUUUUGGCAACUCGUCGUCUUCAUCGGUCAACUCCGAUUUGGCCUAUGGAACGGGGUAUAUUCCCAAGACCAAGGGCCGCGAGUUCAACAAGCUGCGCAAAGUCUCUGGUGGACACUCGACGCAUCAAACUAGAGACAGAGACGGGAGGAACGCCAACGAGUAUGAUAGGGCUGGGGCUGGCAUCUCCGUUGCCGCAGGUAGUUCUAGCCGACAAGGCGGUCCCAAAAAGGACAAGACGGACGAGGAAAUUCUUGCGCUUGGCCGUCAACUCUCUGACUUUGCGAAAAAGCAGAAGGAGCACGAUCAGCGAACCUCUGGCAAGGUCAAGGCAACCGGACUCCUGGCAGCAGCUGCCGCCGUCAAUGAGGUUCGAAAGAAGAGACGCGAUGCAAAGACUCGUGGUAUUGCUACCUCUAGACCUCAUGGUGAUUACUCAGAUUCCAGCGACGAUUCGGAUUGGGAAGACGCUCCUGACGAUCAGGGUGGUUUCAGCGACGCUGAAUCGGCUUUGGCAUAUGGCUCGGUCGUCUCUCAUGCCCUUAGGCCUACGAGAUCUGGCAUGACAUCCGCCUUGGGAGUUGCAACCGGCGCUGCUCUGGGUGCAGGCGUGGCUUCCACGACUGGCCGAUCCGGAACCUCGACAAGACCUGCAGAGAGCCUCCCAGCUACCAAUGUUAGAAAGAGCUCCGUCGUGGAUCCCCGACUAUUCGGGCCCUACAACUCCCUCAGGGGCAUGAUCAACACGCCUUGCGGGUUCGGCGAGGGUCAGCCCACGGCUGAUCACCAACAGUUCAAUAAGUUGCGCCGCGCUGAAACCGAGCCUAUCUAUAAGGGUCCCAUGAAGAAUGUUUACCCCGUGCCAACUUCUGACCCGGAUAACUUCGAUGCCGACGCUGCCCCAACCAUGUCGUCUCGCCAGGAACUUCCUUAUCGGUCUCGUCCUGCCCCAAUUCCUCUUCAACAACCCAGCCCUAAAGCACCGGUAUCAUCCAAGGUGUACCAAGCCGAGAAGCUGGAGGAAGAGAGCCAGAAGCACUCACGAACACGUUCUGACGAGACUGGAGUCGGCGCAGGCACGAAACUCACAGGCAUCGCUGCCGCAGCAGCAGCCGCAGUUGCCCUUGCAUCUGAUCGAAAGUCCAAGAGAGACUCACGUCGAGACGAGCGAAGAAAGGAGCGCAAAGAUAAUGAUACCCAAGAAGUCCAAGAGUUCAACCGCGUCGCCGAGCCCUGGGAGGGAGAUAGGGGGGACCGAUCCAAGCGCCGUGACAGGGAUGCAGAGUCAGAGGUCAAUCACAGAUCAAAGAGAGACUCAUACUCUUCUAAAUACUCUGAUGAACGGGAUCACAAGCGUCAUUCACGCCGCGAAGAAGACGCAACGCCCCGAAAGCGUCGUGAGACAAGGGUAGACCACUAUCCCGAGGCAGAGUCGUCCCGAAAGCCCAAGCGCAGCGAAAAGGGCGAUCGUGACAGGGAUUUCAAAAGUGAGGUAUCGCGGUCAUCUCAAAGAGACAGCCGCAAUAUUGAUGAUCGGGAUGAACGGCGACGGGAUGAGCAGAACACUCGCGAUCAAAUGCCGGGUGCCUACGACUAUAUCCCGCCCCCUGCAGACACGACCACCCGCCAGCCUGUUGACCCCUUCCAAUUUCAGGUUACUGAUGGCGCCUUGGGAACAUCCCUGGUCUCUGCCGCCAUGGCCCCGACGCGACCAUUGACUCCCACUGUUGUGACGGUGGAUCGGGAGCCCAACUUUGACGACCCGCCACUCCUGGAGCAGUCAGACACCAGGCUGAGUCGGAAGGACUCAUUUGAAAUGGAGCGCAUGGCGGAGGAAUACAACAAGGGCGCUCGAAAUUAUCUCGAGGGUAAGGAUUCACGACGACAUGAUUAUGAGGAACGAGGGCAUGAAGCAAGGACUAUUUAUGAGGAGGCCAAACACUCCACUGCUCCCAUUGCAGCAGCAGCAGCCGUAGUGUCUGCUGUAGCUAUGGAAAUGGACCGGUCAACAGACCACCGUCGAAAUGGUUAUGUGGACGACGAGUCUCGCGAUUACUCAAAGUCAAGCAAGGAUCCUGUCCAGGAGGAGGCAGACAGAUACUACCGAGAGAAGAUGACUGCUGAAAAAAAUGCCGCCGAGGAACAACAAUCUCGCAGCGUGUCUUCCGACAAGUCUGUCAUUGGCAAAUACGAUGACGAUGGCCAAAAACAACCCUACACCAUUGUCACGCCACCGGAUAUGGAAGGGAACAAGACUUCUGUCAAGAGCCCAUAUGAGGGUCCAGAUGCCGACGUUAGAAUCGACAACAAGAUUUACCCCAAGGAACUCCACAGAUUCCAGUCCAGGGACCGGGACAGCAAUUCGUUUUUAUCCCGCGACCCUUCUUGUGAACGCGAGCGGCCGAUGCUCAACCUCGUCUAUCCUACCCCAGUACCCAGUCGUCAGCCUACACCCAGCCUAUCACGAGGCUCAAGCGGAGUUGGUGAGAAACCAACUUCUGCCGAUGAAGACAAGGGCAAGAAGAAAAAGAAAAAGACCAAGAAGAAUAAGUCCAUAUCGAAUGACGGCUCCACUGAGGACUAUUUUGGCGGUGCUAAGAGUGAGACCGGAGCUUCUGGUGCAGCCUCCACUGUUUCCUCCUCUGCCAAGUCUGUCACAUGGGGUGAAAAUUCGACCAAGAGCUUUGAGGUUGAGAGCCCGGGGCCGAGAAGCGAAGACGAUAUAGCGCUGGACAAGUCCGAGUCUGGGGAUAGGUCACGACCUGUUCUCAAUCAGACGAGUCAAUGGGGCAUGAUUGCUGCUGCCAUUGCAGGCAGUAGUGCUGAGCCUGCCGACGAACCAAAAGUCAAGGCAUCACGCUCCAAGAAGGCCAGCUCCGAUGUUGGCGUAGGCUAUCGCGACAGGUCGACGAAAGAUGUGGACGACUUGAUGGACGAUGCAAGAUCAGAACCCCCAAUCCCCGGGCCGAAGCCUGUCAGCCUAGCCUCCGUGAAGAUGCCUGGCGGCUUCGAAGAUGAUAUCGAGUUUGCAGCCACCCUUGCCGCCGGUCUCAAGGAUACCGGAUUCGACCCCAGUAUUGUCAUUGACGAUCCUGAGUACCGUCGUCGGGAUUCUCCUCCCCACACCAGCGACACGAACGGGGAUGGAUGGAACGGCUCCUCAUUUGCUGACGUUGUUACAGACAUGACGUCUAAGCAAAAGGGCGUGUCUGACCCUGGAUUUUUUUCCGAGCCUGUUGAUAUGACUAGGGAAGACCCAACGGGCCCGUCUGAUGUGUGGACCGAGCCUUCCCAUAGACUCAGCAAGAAGGAGAAAAAGAGACUCGAAAAGGAAGCCAAGAGACAAUCUGUUGACAUUACUGGACCUGUGGCCGCCGAAGUACUUGAGACUGGUGCCUUUGAAGAUGUCCCUGAGAGGCAAUUACUCAAUAAGGAGCAGCGUAAGCGCGAUGAGGAAGCCAGGGUCGAGGAAAAGGUUCCUGACGCGUCUAUGGAUAAGAAGGAACUGUAUCAAAACGACGACUACAACUCCCGAGAAGCGGUCACCAACCCCGUGUGGGAAGAGCCUGACAAAAGGAAGAAGUCCAAAAAAGACCGAAAGAGCCGCGAUCUUGAAGAUGACACCUCUACAAGGGUAUCACGCACCGAUUCCUUUGAUAGCAAAUCAACAAUUCGCGUUGUAAAUCAGGAUGAUGAAUGGGAUGCUCCCAGGAAGUCCAAGUCCAAAUCUAAGAGGGACUCUGGUGGCUCCGAGAUCGUCUCACGAUCGGCACCUGGUUCUGAAGUUGGCGAACGGGAAGCCCAUAGCAAACGCAGCUCUCGAUCAGCCCCUGGGUCCGAAGUGGGCGUGAGGGAAAGCUCCAGCAAGCAGAGCAGCAGCAAAUCCAGGCACCGAAGCGGCACUGAUUUUGACGAUUAUCGAGACGAUCCGCCGGAUCGGAAACGUGACCCCUGGGAUGACCGUGACGUUAGCUCCGUAGUCUCAGAGUCUCGCGGUGAUGAUCGUCGCAAAGAGAGACGAGGCAAGCGAUCAUCGUUGUACGACGACGACGACGCUAAAUCAGUUGCGUCUGCUCCCGGAUCAUCACGCAAGGGCAAGCGAUCAUCUCUCUACGAGGAUGAAGAUGCGGCUCGAUCAACUGUUUCCCUGUCAGGAUCUCCUCGCCGCAGUAGGGAUAAGGAGGCUGACAAGAGCGAGAAGAGGUCAAGCGGCUUGUUUGCCAGCAUAUUCAAGAAGGAUGGCAAAGACGACUCCAAGAAAUUGGAUAGGGAGUCUUUUUUAGAUAAUGCCGGCACCCUUGGCGCGGGUGUCGGCUUAGCGACUGCUGCUGCUGCUGUUGCCGCCAGCGUCUCUCGUUCAAAAGCCGCCCAAGCCUCCUCUGAGAAGGACUCCGACGCCGUCGAUAUUGACGAGUACCGAAAAUCGAAAGAGUCGGAAGACUUCGAUCCCGAGAUUGUUCCUCGAGCAAUCAAACCUGCCAUUGACCCUCAGUAUGGCGACUUGCUCCCCUUGCCCCCAAGCGAACCAGGCAGUCCCAAGUCUCUCCCUGAAGAUCUGCCUACCCUACCAGACAGCCGUCCAGACACGCCUACUGAGGAGCGCGCUCUGAAGCUAGACUUGUUGACGCACCGCCGCCGCAGAAGCACCCAGGAUACACCCGCCAAGUCUCCGAGCAGCACCGCUAUCCCCAUCUCUCUCCGCCUUGGCCAGAGACACGGUGCCCCCCCCAGCUCACCCAUUGCCCAUCGAUCACCACCACCAAACGACUCGCCAGUGACGACCCCCGAGUCAUCGCGUCGAUCGGCUCGCAUUUCUUGGGAUAGCAGCAGGGAAAUCAAGCCUCUCUAUCUUCUUGAACAUUCUCGACAUGGCUCCCUGGAUCAUAUUCCACAAAUGGACCUACCUGCGCUCCCCCCCAGCGAGCCAAGCGAGCCUCCUUCGAGAGAAUCCCCUGCUCCCGGGCAUGCGGACCUAUAUACAAACGAAGAUGUAGCCAUCGCGGGCAUCCCUUUGGAAAACUUGGCCGCAUCAGGACUUCGAAUUGAUACAGAUCUGGCCUCCUCUGCCCCCAUUGAAGACAUGGCUGGCUCCCAGGAAACUACCCCUAAGGCCAUUGCCAGACCCGAGCUACCCCUUGUAUCGGCCGACCAUGAAGAUGAUCCCGCCCCUGUUGAUUCAAUGUCCAAAGACAGAAGCUCAUACUUGCUCAACUCGGCCCCAUCUUCUACAAAGUCUAACAAGACUGUCAAGAGUGAAGAAAGCAUGCGCAGCCAGCCCGAGUCUACUCCAACCAAGCAUCCUAUGGCAGAGACCUCGCUGCCCGAUGCCGCUGAAGACAUGACUUCAGCUGAUGAACAUUUCUCCGACGCCUUGGAAGGAACACACUCGGACACUUUUGAAGAGGCUCGUGGCUGGUUCGACAAGGCACAGCCUCCUGAACCAGUCGCCGCCGAGAUGUCGAUGCCCACUGCCGAGCCUGCAGUCGGGCCUAUGCCACCAGUCCCUGUCGUUGAUGCCGAGCCGGAUGAGUGGAAAAACAUGUCUGCCAAAGAAAGGAAGAAAGCCAAAAAGGCCCGCAAGAGCAAAGAACUGUCUCUCAAGAAGGAUGUUGUUGCAGGUGCUGCCACUGCUGCAGUUGUCGCUUCUUUGUUGACAGAUGAGCCAACCAAGAUCGAAGAGGCUGCCGAGCCCGUUCUCCCACAGGAGAAGGAAAAGUCUCUUUCCGUGGAAGACGAGCUCGCAGAGACAAUGACGCAGCCAAUGGCUGACAAUGUCGUCCCGGAUGCGGCAGCUGACAUUUCUCAUACCGAUGCAGCAAAGGAUUCUGCCACUACUGCUGAUAUUGAGGUUGAUAAACCAGAGCAAGAUUUUGGUGAUCCAGCUCCUAUCGUUACUGAUGACGCAAAGGAAGAAGCACUUUCGUCAACCGUUGACACAACUAUCCACGAGGCUGUCGAGAACCUUGAACAAGAUCUCGCCCCUGAAAUUGUCCCGGAAUCCUCUCAGGACGCUGUUGCUAUUGAGCCUACCGCAGGGGCGGACUCCCGGGAAGCCUCAAGCAAGAAGGGUAAGAAGAAGAAGAAGAAGUCAAAGGACAUCUCUUCCCAUGACACUGUACCGACGGCCGAAGCUACCCCUGAUCUUGGCGCAGAUGCUACUCUUGAGCCUAUAGUCGACGCUCUCGCUGCUGAACCUAGAAAGCAACAGGAAACCGAGGCUACUAUCACAGAACCUCUGGACUUGAACAUGUCUGCUCCUGUCGAGACAACCACUGAGACAACAAAGUCUCUUGAAACCGUUGAAGCCAAGGAAUUUCACGGCACUGCGAUCCCACCUGGUGAAGAGUCUACUGCUGCUCAUCCUGAAGAGAUAACAUCUUAUUCGAUCUCCGAAAAGGACGAGAAGAAUCUUCAGAUGGACGAGCCUGUGAUAACGGAAAAGGAGCCAGAGAUUGAGACACCUCGCGAUCGAGAGCAAAUCGAGGAACUCAAGACGGAACGCAUCACAGGGUCUGCCAUGGAGCAAGUUGCUAUAUCUGGCGGAGAAAUUACCACUGCUGAAGAUCUUCCUACUCUUGAUCAAGUGAUUGGAACUGCCCAGCCUGCAUUUGACUUUGUCUCAUCUGAGAGCAAGACGACGAAGGAUGAAGAGCCCUUACCCGUGGAGAGGAACUUGGACCCUCCUUCGACCUCAGGAGAGCAAGCGCCAGUGGAAACAAUAGAUGAUGAUCGGCCAAGUAUGACAGAAGCUUUUGCUAUCGAAGACUCUACAGCGGCCUCACAAGAGGCUGUCGAAGAUGUGGAAGCCAACGAACCAGAAAUUGCGCCUCUACUGAAAAGCAAAAAGAAAAAGAAGAAGGGCAAGCAAUUGGUCGACAGUUCACCCGAGGCUAUGGAGCCCGAGACGCUUCCCAUCAUGGAGGAGCUGCCCGUAGUAGAGCUUCCUGUUACUGAGGAGACUGCCUCAACUGCCCAGGAACUUGCUGUAUCUGCCGAAGCCGGGGAAGAUGAGUUUGCACCGGUGUCGAAGAACAAGAAAAAGAAAAAGAAGAGCAAGGGCACAGAGCCUGAAAAGUUGGCGCAGGCGGGCAAAGAGCUUGACACUUGUGCAACCUCGGACGAUCAACCUCCGCCAGCUGAGCUUGCUCUCACUGAAGAGCUUUUUCCAGAGCAAUCUGCUACGAGCGAAGGGCCUGCCGAGCCCACAGUUACUGCCGAUAUUCAGACAGCUGCAGCUAUCCUGUCUGAUCAGACUAUCACGACUGGACCGUCCUCUAUUGACCAGUCAGUCUUGGUCUCCAAAGAACCAAUUGCGGCCGCAGAAUCCGAGUUUGCGCCAGUAAGCUCAAAGAGCAAAAAGACGAAGAAGAAAGGCUUUCAGCUUGGUGACUCUGUAUCAGUGGACAAUGCAUCAGAAGUUCUUACAGUAUCGGAGGACCAGUUCGAAUCUGCGAAACUCGAGACCGAUCUUCCCGUUGACACGGAGGUUCCAGUGACGGAGGCAAGUACGGACUCACAGCCAAUCACUGAAGCUACUGAAGACGAUUUUGCACCUGUGACGAAGGGGAAGAAGAAUAAGAAGAACAAGAAAAAGCCGAUUCAGUUGGAAGAAUCAUUUCCAGGUCCUGUGUCACAAACUAUAGAGGCUGCUCCAGCUGCCAAAGCCUCAGAAGACGCUAUGAUCCUAGAGAAACUGACAACCAAUAGAGCUGGGGAAGUGCAACAACAACUCGAAAAGCAAUCUCGGUCUUUGGACACUCAAGUUUCUGAACCACUCUUCUCGCAGGAUGAAGUUCCUCUAGAGUCAACGCAAGACGGCGCUAUGAGUGUUGAGCCAACACAGACAGAGAAAAGUGUCAUCUCGGAAAACACAUUGGAGGAUACUGAAGACUUUGGGGCUGAGACUGUGUCUUCUAAAAAGAAAGGCAAGAAAAAUAAGAAGAAGAGUAGUCAGGCUAGUGCUUGGGAUCUUCUGGAAGAGAAGCAAGCUGAGGAGGCCAUCCCUGACCCUGUAUCCACGUCUGCUGAGACGGAAGCCCUUGAUAAGUCCAAAGAGGAGCCGGUUGCGGAGGUUGCCACGGAAGUUUCUCGUGACCUUUCAGAAGACAAGCCUGCCGAGAUACCCACUGGUGAACAGGUCGAGGAUAAGCAGAGCACCACCGUCACUGGCAAGAAGUCAAAGAAGAAGAAGAAGGACAGCAAAUCCUCUUCAGCUCCAGAAACGGACUCUUCAUCUGAAAUCCCGGUCAACAUGGCGGAGCCGUUCCCAUUCACCGAAGAACCUGCCUCUAUCGAGGAGACAAAGUCUACUGCAGAGCCAGAGCCAGAGCCAGAGUUACAGACGGCUGGCUCGACUCCACAGACGAUCGAGGAAGAGUUGCCACAGCCCGCUGGCAAGAAGAACAAGAAAAAGAAGAAGCGCUCGAGCAUGGUGGGGGAGCCGAUGGAGGAGGAUUCGACCCUGACCGAGCCUUCAACCGAGACUGAAACUACUCCAGAGAUUGUGGUGGAUGAGCCUGCUCCUGCGGCUGAUCCUGAGGCUGAAUUUGAAGUCCCCAAGAAGGGAAAGAAGAAUAAGAAAAAGAAGAACUCUCUUUCUCCUGAACUUACCGAAGUAGAGCCUAGUACUGCACCUGAGGCUACGACCCAAAGUAUGAAGCAAGCAAUAGCUGACAAUCAUGCGGCCACGCUGGAAACACCUACUUUUGAGCCUGAAGGACAAGCUGAAGAAAAGGAUGUUGUUGACAUGGUCAACACCGAUGAACAGCCUCCAGCAGAAACCAAGCCGAUUGACAUGAUGUCUGUGGAUAAUACAAUGCUUCCUGAAGCCCUCAGGGACAUGGCUCAAACCACGGGACCUACUGUCGAAACCUCUUCUAUGAAGAACGUGGAUGAUCUUGUACCUGUGAAACUUGCAAAGAAGGAUAAGAAAAAGAGGAAGAAGCAGGCGGGCUUGGAGGAGAGUGUUCAGGGUCCUGAGCCGGAAUUUGUCGCAGAAUCAAAAGCGAUGGAUGCCGAAGCUUUGACUGACGUGGCUUACUCUGCAGAAACUUCAGAUGGGCUCGCAUCUGCGGCUCAGACGCCCAUGGAAACGGUCCCCGUGGAUCAGACCAAGGAAAUGGAGGCCAUUCCUGAGGACAUGUGGGCUGGGUUUAGUUCAAAGCAAUCUAAAAAGGACAAGAAGAAAAAGAAGGCUAAGAAUGGAGAAUCUGAACUAACACAGCAAACCGAGCCCACUCCCGCAACGGAUCUUACCCCGGAGCCAAUCCAGGAAUACUUGUCAAAGGAAAGUUCUGAAGUAGCAAAUGAUUUCGGGACUACGGACUCGACCUUUGGGCCCGGAACACCUCGUGACUCGUCGGGGGCAGCCAACGACGAGGAAGUGGUUAAGGAUGAGAAGGAGGUUGGUGAGGCCAAAGAUAAUGAUGAACGGCUGAUUGGGAAGAAGGACAAGAAAAAGAAGAAGAAGGCGAGGGCGUUGGAUAUGGAGGCUGAUGUGAGCUCAAGGGCUACUGAAGAGACACCUGUCUCCGAGGAGCCCGAGACAAAAAAGGCGGAAGAAGUUGGCGGCGACGAUUCGUGGACUGAUACGGUGUCAAAGAAAGAGAAGAAGAAGAACAAGAAGGCCAAGCAGGGCUCUCAGUACGAUGACUUGCCACCACAAAAUACUCCGAUUCAGGACGCCGACAACCCCUACGACGCUGAUGCACGACCAGAGGCCGAAAAAGUUGACCCCUUGGAGCCGGCAACCACAGCGCAGAAUAUUGGCGUCACUGAAGUGAGUGAUGCAGCACCUCGUGAUGUCACAUUCGAGUCCCACCAAGCAACUGCAGACGUGCAGGCGGAAACCCAGGAAACCCAGGAGCCCAAGGACAUGUCCAUGCCGCCCGAUAGUCAGCCCCCACAACCCAACCUGGACGUUGCAGAGAGUUCUGCUGCGAUAACCUCAGAAGAUUGCACUAUUGUCCAAGAUGCAUCUGCUCAGCCAAGCGGCGAUCCCGACGUGCCAGUGGCCGUGGAUGAGCCGGCUGAUGACGAAUGGUCAAUGCCAAUCACCGGCAAGAAGGCGAAAAAGGGUAAGAAAAACCGCAAGAGCCAAGUAGACUCGAUGUUCUGGGAUGAGCCAACUGCUGGCUCGUCUAGCCUACCUACCGAGGACAAGUCUGUCCCUGAGAGUGGUGCGGCUUCUUUUGAACCGGUUCAACCUAUCACCCCCGAUGAGAUGGUUGAUUGCAGUACAACCGACCGAGAAGCAGACUUAGUCUCCAGUGCCGCAGAGCAAGCCGAAGCAACGGAAUUUCCUAGUCACAAUGUUGAUGUUUAUGAUACCCAAGCCAUGGCUGAUUUACCUCUGAUUUCAUCGACAUCACCUGCUGAGCAUGUCAUUGAUCUAGAUCAGGGGAAGAGCUGCGCAGCCGACGAUUCUUGGCAAAGCACCCCACAGAGGAAGCUAUCCAAGAAAGACAAGAGGAAGAAGAAGAAGCAGCAGGUAAGCCUUGCCGACCAGCCAGAGGAUGAAUCACAGGAGACAACCUCUGGGGGAGACAAUACGCCAGCGGAACCGGCGGACCCGGUGGCUGCUUCCUUAAACGAGCCUGUUGAAAGCCCAAUCAUUGCAGAAGAUAUUACUGCUGAGCCCGAGGAGCGGUUGCCGAUCAAUAAGUCCAAAGAGGACCAGAAGAAAACUGCAGCUGCCACGUUAGCUGCUACUGCAUUGGCUGCCGCCGGGAUCACUGCAACAAUAGCGACCCUUGGGGAGGAACACGAUUCACUUGUUGCAGAGGAACCAGUCCAGUUUGAAGGAAGCAGGUCAUGGGCCGAUGAGAUGGAAGACGAAGCAGCCAGUACUCCCGCAGAACAAAAACCCGUUAUCGGAACUCUACAGGAAGUUGACGACGUCAGCUUUCUCGCGUCGAAGGAGGUUAAUAAGGGUGAGAAAAGCAAGUCCAAGCAACCAUCUUCUGGCGAUUUUUCGACCGUCGAGCCAACACCAACGGCUGAGACAGGUCCAGAGGCUAUCCCAGAGGCCACCCCGAAAGCCGUGGAGCCUGCUGUAGAGGAGGCCCCUGUUCAUGAAAUACUCGAUGCAGGGGGCGAGUGGGCGAUUCCUUCAAAGAAAAAGGCCAAGAAGGGCAAAAAGAGUAAAUCGGGCAGCGGAACAUUGACCCCUGCAGAACCUGCAUUGACCCCGGAGGACACGAUACGUGAACCAACACCGACAAUUCUGCAAGCCUCUACGGACCCUGCGGCUUCACCUGACCCGGUAGAAGACAACGAUUUAUCAAAAGAGACAAACCCUCCUGUCCCUGAAGACGCUGGUGACGAAUGGGCCGUACGGCCGAAGAAGAAGGGGAAGAAGGGAAAGAAGAGCAAGACAAGCAGUGGGACGAUGACCCCUGCUGAGCCAGCAGGAGACGAGGGAGCUCCGGAGACUAUGGACCCCAUCACCGAAUUUGCGCCUACUCAGCUAAUGAAAGCUGAAUUAGCAGCUAAAGAAGGAGAGACUACGGCUGCCGUUGGAGUGGAUGAUGAAUGGGCGGUGCCUUCCAAGAAGAAGAGUAAGCAAGGCAAAAAAGACAAGUCAAGCAGCGCCACGGCGACUCCAGUCAAUGAGUCCGGCAUCGUCUUACCUGACCUACAGUCAGAGGCCCUGUCAACCACAAAUGAGGCGAUGGAGCCUCAUGGUCGAGCCCUUGGAGUGGACAGUGUUUCGAAUAUUGCCGAGCCUGUAGAACCCACAAAGACUUUUGAGCCUGAAGAGCUGCCUCAUCCCACGGAUGAUAAUGACGCUGAGGACUGGGGUUCCGCUGUUGCAAAGAAGGACAAGAAAGGAAAGAAGAGUGAGGCCGGUAGUGGCACGAUGACACCAAUAAUGCCGCUUGAUGAAACCCCUGUCCAACUUCCUAGGGACGAACAAUUGGCACCCGAACAAGAACCCAAGCCUACCACAGAGGAGCCUGCUGCGAUAAAACUCCCGGAUGCUGUGGAAGACAGUUCUAUGACCUUGUCUACCUUUGACGAACUCCCAAAUACAACAUCGGUGGUAGGGGCUGGAACACUUGAGGAUCGUGGCCUCCAUGCUAUGGAGAUAGAUACGAUCUCGGCGGAGAACGCGGAUCAAAACCGGGAACACGGUGUAUCCGAGACAAGAGGUUUUGGCAAUAUCCUUGGAGCCUCUGCCGAGGGCCAAGAUUUUGGCACUAGACCUGAGGUUGUCGCCGAAAACGCGGCCGAAAAACUGGCAACAGUCACAACAGAGGCCGAACCGAAUGAAACCUGGGCAGUGCCGGUCAAAAAGAAGUCCAAGAAAGAGAAGAAACGCAAGUCAAGCCAAGUUGUGCUGGAUGCCCCUCUAAACGAUCCUGUUGUGGAAGAGAAGGACCUAUCGUUUACUGCAGCCGAGGCACAACCGGAAGAGGCUGCCGAUGAUGAAUGGCCAGAUGACUUUUCUGUGCCCAAAUCCAAGAAGAAGAAAGGCAAGAAGGCUGCUGCAGAAGCCCCUGCUGGGUCUGUUGAGAAAAAAGCUCUUCAAUCAUUUGAAGAAACGGCAACGGGCAAGAAUAUUGCGUGUGCGGAUGAUGUUUCGAGCAGAGAUGCUACUGGGCCAGCAAGUAGCGACCGCCACGCUGGAGAGAAUACAUUGUCCCGAAAUCUCGGCGACCAAGUCAAGGAUAACAAAGCCAAGAGUCAACCAGGUCUAUCCACGACUGACGCACUAGCAACGGCGGGCGCAAUCGCUGGGGGUGUAGCUGUACUGGCUGAGAAGUUUGGAGGUGGCAAGAAGAAGACAAAGGGGAAGCAGAAGAAGAUUGUGGACAAGAGACAGCCACAGGACGAUGACAUGUUUGAUGACCCUGCCUUGUGGGAGGGAGCGGAUAAGAAGGCGCUGGAUGAUGGAAAGGAUGCGGAACUCCACGAGAAUUUCUGGGGCGGAGCGGCAGACGAGGAGGAGGAAGGGAACAAGGACAAAGAAGUGGCCAAGGGCGUGGGGAUGCUAGAAGUUGCCAAUACCAGAGAACUGAAGCAUGUUCUGCCUGGGACAAUGAGCGGGAGCUUUACAGAGUCGGAUGGAGGAUGGACGGAGACACCACAGCAUGGAGUGCCGCUCAGUGACGAGUUUGCAGAGAACCCUAUUCUGGGACGUGGAGAGGCGGCCGCUCUUACGAUGUCAAAGGAACCUACAGGUCUGUUGCGCCGAUCUGCCGGAGUUGGCGAACCAGUCGGUGGAUUGCUUAAAGAGAGAUCCGACCCCGAGCCAACGUUACAAAGUAUGGGUUCAGAGUCUGACUUCAGGCGUUCUCCGUCAAGAGGCCUGCCUUCCGUUCAAGAAGUCCCCGAGGCAGAGGCAAUCGCAGCCCAGUACAACUGGCCAACACCGGAGAUGAACCGCGAUAGCGGCUUUGCCCCCGAGUCGCCGACUCCACGGCGGCGGCGCAGCAUCACUUCUACAGACGACCAGCAACGGGACAGCGGAGUCCACACAGACGACUACAGUGAUGGCAAGAUGCAGACGCAGACGCAGACGCAGACGCCCGAUGUGUCUACGAAGAAGAGAUUACGACACUCGCCCUCUGCCACCCCUGUUUUGACAGAACCAGAGGCGGCAGUUGCUCCGCCAGAGCCAGAGAAGAAGGACAAGAAGGCGAAGAGGAGCGCUACGACGACCAAGACAAAAGACUACGGCGAGGCAGCCUCGAUGGGCGGCGUCGCGGCUGGAGUAGCAGCAGCAGCAACAGGAGCUGGAAUCGGACUUGCAGCCAAAGCAGCGACAGAAAAGGCUACGGCGGGACAGCGAAGCGUCAGCGACAACCCCUACAUCUACGCAUCGGGCUCAUUGCCAUCAUUAAAGGCUGCAGCUGCAGCGACGGCAACAGCAACGCCAACAAGGGGCCCGGAUGGGCAGGAUCUGUCUUCACGGGCCGAGCCAGUCGCGCGUCGGUCCGUGUCCAACUCCAGCCUCUCCCGGCAGCACACGCCUGAGCCGCUCAGGUUGCGGCCUGAAAGUCCAGGCAUCACUGGUCUGCAAGGUCUGCAAGGUCUGCAAGGUCUGCACGGCCUCCAAGGGCUGAGAGGAUCCACCCCAACCCCCCCACUUCGGCGUGUUGACAAGCGCAUGAGCGGCGACCUGCGAGCUCUUCGUCAACGACGCAACUCCAGUUCCACUUCAUCAACGCCUACGUCGGCGCCCGCGAUUGCGACUGCCACUGACUCCCAGGUGCUGCCGCCGCCUGUCGCCAACGAGAGCCGUGUCCGCUCCAAGGGCGAGGAAAGGGACAUGGCCGACGUCUACGACGGCUACGGCGAGGGCCGCAUUGGCUCGCCGCGGUCGCCCACCCGCCCUCACAGCAUGCGCCGCCGCCAAAGCAUGCAGGUCCUCGAGCUCGAGUCCAGGGUCGAGCAGCUCAUGGCCGAGAACCGCAUGCUAACCGAGGCCCGCACGCAUGCCGAACAGAAUCUCAGUCAGAAAGCCGCCAGCGUCCUCUCCGAGCGCGACUCUGAAAUCGAAUCUCUCAAACAAUCACUGCACUUUUUGCAAAACGAGGUCGCCCGUCUGACCGAGGUCAACGAGGGCCUCACAAGCGCCAAUGCAGAGCUGGCCAGCAAGGACAGUGGCCGCUAUGCCGACAUGACCCGCGAGCUGGACGAGGCUCGUGGCGCCCACACUACAUUUACCCAGUCGCUGCGGGACAGGGACGCUGAAAUCGCCGACUUGCGCGCCAAGCUGGAAGAGGCCAAGGACCAAGUCCGCCAGAUGCAGCGCAAGAUCCUCGAGUCCAAGGCUGGCGAUGCUGGGUUCCUCAACAUCAAGGACGAGGACUACUUCGACCACCGGUGCCAGCAGCUCUGCUCGCACGUCCAGCAGUGGGUGUUGCGCUUCUCCAAGUUUUCUGACAUGCGCGCCUGCCGCCUCACGAGCGAGAUCAACGACGAGAAGACGAUUGACCGCCUGGACAAUGCCGUCUUGGAUGGAACCGAUGUCGACACCUAUCUUCGGGACCGCGUCAGGCGUCGGGACAUCUUCAUGGCCAUGUCGAUGAACAUGAUUUGGGAGUUUGUCUUCACGAGGUACCUGUUUGGCAUGGAUCGAGAACAGCGCCAAAAACUCAAGUCUCUGGAGAAGCUGCUGACAGAAGUCGGCCCUGCGCAGGCCGUUCGCCAGUGGCGAGCAGUCACGUUGACCCUCCUUUCCAAGAGAGCCAGCUUCAAGGACCAGCGGGACCUCGAUACCGAAGCCGUUGUGCAGGCCAUCUACCAGACUCUCUGCAAAAUACUCCCCCCGCCGUCCAACCUGGAAGGCCAAAUCCAAUCACAGCUUCGCAGAGUCAUGCACGAAGCGGUGGACCUGUCCGUUGAAAUGCGCACUCAGCGAGCAGAAUACAUGAUGCUUCCACCCCUGCAGCCCGAAUAUGACGCAGAUGGUGAACUGGCAGCCACUGUGUCCUUUGAUGCAGCCAUGAUGAAUGAGCGAAGCGGCAGCACCAACAUGACCAACGAGGAGCUCGAAUCUCAGGGAUCUGUUGUUCGAAUAGUCCUAUUCCCUCUUGUUGUCAAACGAGGAGACGACGACGGCAUCGGCGAAGAAAAGAUUGUCGUCUGUCCCGCCCAAGUACUCAUCUCUCGCGAUGACAAGGGCAGACGCCAUUACACCCCAUCAAGCGAAGCCGGUGGCGCUUCUCUCGGUGCACGCAGCCGCAUCAGCCUUGUCACAGAAUCAAUGGGGCAACCCGAAGCCUAA